CGCGCUUGGGAAGACGUGAGCUAGUUUCGGUUUAGCUUUUCCGUACACGCUUGACUGGUAGCAUCGUCGUUCUCAGUGACUCUGGUGUACGUUAAACCUGGUGCGGACGUUGCUUCGUUCGCUGCAUCGUUGACGGUGCGUGACAUCUUCACCGGCGGUACACGUUUGGUGUGCGUUGCAGUGUGGGACAUCUACCCGCCACGAGAGAUUCUGCUGCGAACAACCCGAUCUCUACCGGAACAAGCGGCAUCCAUGCCUCUGGCAACAGCCGUGGCAAUGACCCGCAAGAGCAGCGGGCUGUCUCCAAUCCGCGUCAUGGUCAUGGGAAGCCAAAGCGUCGGGAAAUCAGCUGUGACAGUGCGAUUUCUCACACGGAGGUUCAUCAGCGAGUACAGCUCGAUGAAGGACCUGCUCUACAGGCACACAGUCCUCGUGGACAACCGGGCCUUGGAACUGGAGAUCCUGGAUACAUCUAGAUAUCAGGAGAACAAAUUUCCCGAGGACAAAAUGGGCUGGGCUGAUGCCCUGGUCGUCGUCUACAGCAUCGAGGACCGAUGGAGCUUCGAAGAGGCCAGCGUCUGCCUCCAGAAGGUGCAACAGCUGUGCCCGUGCCUGCCCACCAUACUCGUGGCCAACAAGCGAGACCUGUCCCACGUGCGCCAGGUCGAAGUGGACGAUGGCCGACAGCUGUCGCUGCAGCUCCACUGCCAGUUCUACGAGGUGUCCGCGGCCGACAGCUACGCCGGCGUCAGCAUGGCCUUCCAGAGCAUACUGCGUGAGGUCCUCGCGACCAAGAUACUCCGGUCCCUGACCCCCGUCCGGCGGCGACUCACCGUGGUCACAGUCUCGAAGAUGCUGGGAGCCGUCUUCGGCAAGAACGGCAAGCGCCACAAGAAGAGGCCCUCUCUGUCCUUGUAAACGGUCCAAGCAGUGCGAGAGACAAUGCACACUCGUACCCGUGUACAUACAACGCGCCUACAUCCAAGUGAAACAAAGACGCUCUCAAGGAGUGCUUUGUGAUUGGACACUUUAUUUGGUUUCCUGUCUUUGUAAUUUGUUUUGGUGCCAUGCCAACUUACUGUGAAAACAUGCGUGCAACCGUGUUGGUGUCCUGCCCAAAUGUGAGGCAUUUCUUAAGAAUGUACAGAUUUUAUCGGAAGUACCUGGGUCAUACUGAGUUUGACAAUGAUAAGGCCAAAAUAAACAUGGCUUGUCUCGAUGUGCUCCGCAACUAUGUGACAGAGUGAAAGGGACGGUCACCACCACUACGUAUAUAACGCCAUCGCUUGAAUUGAAAUAUGCUAUAAGGUAUUGCGCACACUGCACUGUGCUUGUUUUAAAUAAUGGAGCAACUCACCUGGAAUAGUAGAUGGUACAGCAGGAAUAGUUUGUCAGGCAUUACAAGGGAAAAUUUUCGUUUCAUCUUGUUUCGCCAUGACUUUGGCUGCCCUAUUUAAUUUUAAAUUUGCCGUCUCAAUGUGUGGAAAGCCGUUUUUCUCUUUUUUUAUUUUUAUUAUUUUGAGUCUAGGCUCCUUCUAUUAACGUUUAAAGAUGAAGCCCUCGGUACCAAUGAAAACUUGCUCGGUCUUGUGAUCUUUAAAACCGAGAGUUGUGAAUAGUGUGUUUUUGUAGUUGUAAGAACCGCGACAGAAUCAAAAGUGGCCGGAAACCGCCAAAUUUUUGUGUACCACUCAUGGUGAAGAUAUUCAUCACCAUUGAGGUGCACCACUUUAGAAAAUCCAGGAACCUUUUGCUCGCUGGCUUUGUGCAGCCGAGGAAUAUCUAGUCGCUAGGCUGUUGAUCUUUGGACCGACACGACAAAUUCUCAAUCGGUAAUGCAGAAGUCGUUUGUACAGCAAUACGCUCAACGGUAACCGUGUCAUACGAAGAAUUACUAACGAUUCAUUUAUGUGCCAAGAAUAGCAGUGCUCAAUUGGUCACUGCCAGACUGUGAUAUAAGCCAAGUUUGAAAUAACUUUAUGUUGUCCCGUUGUGUAUUUUUGCUUCGUGAAGGUGUGCUGAGAUCUUCAGUAUUCUGUGUUAUGACGCUGCCUCGAACACCACAUCACGCACAUUCUGGUGUGGUUUUUUAUCGGGAGGCCGCAACGUACUGUCAUUAGAAGGGAACAACGCUAAAAGACCUCUACUUGUACACUCCUGGUUUCAUUUCAUUGUGUCUAAUUAAGCACUUAAAUUAUGAAUUUCAUGUCAUGUGUAUUAUUUAUGAAUUAGAUUGUCAUUGACGUGUUCAUUUGCGAAGAGAACAUAGCAUUUUUCACUGGGUGGCAGAUGUAUGCGCCGAGCUCAUUUUGAUGCUCAAAAGUUCCUGUCGUCAUUGUCGCCUUAAUAUACUUACUCUUGCCGCCGAAAAUAAAUUGUGAAUGUGAUUCUCUAU
Molecule: messenger RNA, 2395 nt
Organism: Rhipicephalus microplus (southern cattle tick)
Lineage: Eukaryota; Metazoa; Arthropoda; Arachnida; Ixodida; Ixodidae
Product: ras-related and estrogen-regulated growth inhibitor-like protein
Molecular function (GO): GTP binding; GTPase activity
Source: RefSeq, a predicted model, not a curated record